Messenger RNA from Zea mays, 2451 nucleotides. RefSeq names its product autophagy-related protein 13b. Gene Ontology annotation, biological process: piecemeal microautophagy of the nucleus; autophagosome assembly; mitophagy. Gene Ontology annotation, cellular component: cytosol; Atg1/ULK1 kinase complex; phagophore assembly site. The transcript is spliced from 4 exons. NCBI's taxonomy places the organism in Eukaryota, Viridiplantae, Streptophyta, Magnoliopsida, Poales, Poaceae. Bases 339 to 2159 code for a protein of 606 amino acids. The record is from RefSeq and is a predicted model, not a curated record.
GAACGAGCGUAGCUACGCACGUGCACCUGCAGAAAAAGAUAAAGAGGAAUCGGCCCAGUAGCACGAGCAGAGAAUAAGGAACAUCCCCACCUGUUUUCUGUUUCUCUUCUUCACUACACCUGGCGUGCGCGUGCGCGAUCAUUAGGGCGGCCGCCGCCGCCCAGGUCUUCGUCGGGCCCUUUGCCCGCCACAAGAACCCAGCACACCAGCCCGAUUAGGUUGUUCUUUACGGUUACGGAGCAAGAUCCAUUUAGCCAUGGUGCUGCCGCAGUUCGCUUUUCAGAAGUUUUGGGUCUUCAAUUGAACCCUUGAGUUUAAGUCCGAGCAGCCACACAACCAUGGCUGUGGCUGCCGGCGUGUCGGAACCACCAAUUGUGGAGCAAGUGAUCACUGAAUUCUUUGCCAAGAGCCUCCACAUCAUCCUGGAGUCGCGCUCACCCUACGACUCAUCGCGGAACUUCAUACGACCCUCCCCACCGUCGUCACCACUGGCUGGCAGCCAGCCGCGUGACCGGUGGUUCAAUCUUGCUCUCCGGGACUGCCCUGCCGCACUUGAGAAUUUUGACCUAUGGAGACAGAGCAACCUUGAGCCUCUGGUCAUUGACAUUGUCCUCCUUCAACGUGACAAUACCAAAACCACCAGUGUCGGGGCCAGCAGGAUCAUUGAGAGGUGGAUAAUAAAGUAUGAAACUAGCAGAUCUGGAAAUAUUAUCAAGAACAGUGGCAAGAAAGCUAGAAGCGGCUCUUCUCAGGAUCAUAGCUUGUACAGGAGGGCAUACAGUGGGUCAACAGUGUUAUUCCGGUCAUUAUAUCUGGUUGUCAGGCUCUUGCCAGCAUACCAUCUUUUUCAGGAGCUCAAUUCAUCUGGAAGGAUCUGUCCCUUGAACCUCUCACACAAGAUUUCAUCAUUUGUUGAGCCAUUCACCCGCGCAGAGGACGCAGAGAUGAAACACUAUGCAUUUGCUCCGAUUGAAACUCUGUUUGGUUCCUUAAGCUUGUCAGUUUCGUAUGUGCCAGUGCUGGACUUGGCUGCAGUACCAGAGCAAUCCUCACCGAUGCCACCAGAGCUUAUAAAGGAUUAUGUUGGAAGCCCCACAACAGAUUUUCUUAGGAAGCUUGAUUCCCUACCUUCAGAUGGCAUUGCACCUGGAUGUUUUCCAAUGACCAGGAGGCACAGUUGGAGCACUGAGCAUGGAGUUAGACAGUCGGCAUCACCAUUUCCUAUGAGUUCAGAACCCCAUGGAUGCCUACAGCCACGUAUGCCUACUGAUAAUUCUCCAACAGCAUACUCACAUCCACAUAACACACCAUCAUCUGGGAAGGAGAGAAAUACAGUAAAUGAAGAGUAUUAUCCAUCACCACCUCUAUCACCAUCACCAUCCCAUUCGCCUUCUAGCUACCCAAGAAAUCCUUUCUUCCGAUAUGAGAGUCCUCCUUCAAGUAUUCCCACAGUGAUGGCCGGUGGAGGUUGUAGCAGACUGCCUCCUUCUCCACGUAGGAAUGAUAAGCAACAAUGCUCAUCUCAAAAUGAGAAUUUGUCACAUUCUCCCAACAAUAAAUCAAUAGUAUCAAAGGAUCUGGUCAAGCUUAGUGGGUUUCGGAAUGAGAAGUCUUUGCAAAAGGUUUUAUCUUUUAGUAAUGAUGAUUUGGUGUAUUUUCGUGGACUAAAGUUGACCCGUACCUCCAGCAAACUUUUCAUCAUGGAUGAGCUGGAUGAGCGGGAGUUGGUUUUUGCAUGGGAAGAUAAAGACACCAUCAUUGAUCAGCUUAACAGGGUUGAUCUUUCUGACAGGGAGGACCAUGAGUCGAGUCAGGAUCUUGGAGGCUCGUUAACGAGGUCUCCAGAUGCAGCAAUCGGUAUUCUCAUGCGCAUCCUAAAGAACGCUCCAGGCCUCAGGGAAAGGCUACUGACAGGCCCUAGCGCCCCGGUUCCUCAAGAACCUUCUUCACUCCAGAGGGUAAUGACCGAGGAACAUGGCAGCGGCGCAUCAAGCUCUGCAGGGGUGCCUUCUUCUCUUCUGAGGUCAAGGACAGCGGCGGACACGCUGGAGGAGCUGAACAAGUACAAGGAGAUUAGAGAAUCAAUACUGAACCGCGACAAAGGGCAUUCCUGCAGCACCAAGCUGCUGGAGGAGAAACCCGCGGAUGGAGAUCGGUAGCAAUAUACGAAAGCCUGCUGUACAUAAGUAGUAGAAGCUAGCUGACCGUCCUUAAGUUGCUGGUGUCUGCUGAGAUGAUUUUGGAAACUAGGUAGCUGUUAGGAGUGACCAAUAACUCUUAUAUAUUUACAUGAUACUAUAUAUAUAAGGUAUGGAAGACAUAUAUCGCCAAUGCAUCCAUCCAUCCAGGUGCCCUGAGAUGAUGACCCACUUGCUGGGUUGUGUAAAGUCGAGAUGUUUAACUGAAGUUCAUGCAGUGAAAAUGUGACACGCAAUCAAAUCAGCUCAGAAA